Molecule: messenger RNA, 7920 nt
Organism: Porites evermanni
Lineage: Eukaryota; Metazoa; Cnidaria; Anthozoa; Scleractinia; Poritidae
Source: the annotation of a GenBank genome assembly
AUGAGUUCGAUCGGGAAAUCUAUACGGGAUAGGGCGCCGAAAUGUUCUAUUGUUCUUAACAAUGUUUUGGCAGUCGUAUUUAGACCGACUUCAACAGCGGUGCAGGUCAAAAACCUUACCCAAGAUGAACACUGCGAGAAGGAAAAUUCUAAACUGCCGCACCAACUCUCUGGGCUCGAGUUGUUCGAUGCGUUUAAGGAAGCAAAUCGAUCGACGAUGCUAACAAGGUUGACGGAAAGUUUAGACGAGAUUCGGCUGAAAGGUUGGGUUUUUCCUUUUACAUUGUUGAUCAAAGGACCGAAUGAAGAUGUUGAAGUCAUCAAGGAAGCAUGGAGGCGACACUUUUUACGCAGUCCCGAUAAUUUUAUCAUCAAAGAUAUAGGUAAGCUCAAUUAUUACUCGCAAUAGUUGAACGGUAGUCUCUUUAGAUUUUGUGAUCGCCGAGAUAAGGGUUUCAUAAUAAGUAUAUCGAAGUAUCGAGGUCAGUCAGUGCUGGAAGUCUGGUCUUCCAAAUGAGAUUAUUUGAAUCAAAAACCCUUAACACAAUUUCCCUUUAUGACGUAGAGACAAUCUCGCGGUUUCAUGUGUGAUUUGACUGUGGUGCCCAAAAUCGUUUCAACUCUUUAAGUCCCUCGCAAGAAUGACUCGCUGCUCCAUCGAAUUCGCAACGUUUACAACCUUGAAUUUUAAAAAUAACCACUUGCUUUCUGGAUACGAUCGAAGGCUGUUUUAUAGUUUUGGUUUUCGGUAAACAAGUUGAUUUUUCAGACAGGUGUAUUUUAUAUGACGCCAUACAUGCUAUUGGCAAAACAGAACAGAGGCCAGUUUUCUACAGCCAGCCUUCAGCAGCAAAGACCAGAAUUUUCUCUGCUCUAGAAAACUCUUAAAUCAAUAUUCAACUACCGGCAUACCCAGACGAAUUCGAGCGACUGAUCGAUUGAUAUGCGCGUGGGAACUUUUGUAUCGUCUCUAACAUUUCAACUUUUUUAUUACAAAAUGAUUUACUUAAAGACCAACACAAGAAACAUUCAAACAUGAUCCAGAGUUAAUCCUAAGUAUUUGAUGCAAGUUUACUUUUAUUUCCCUAAUUUGAAUUUUCCAUUAAAACAGAUUGUCAAAGGUCAGGGUUGGAUGAUAAUGAAUAGCCUUGCCUCAAUUAGUAGAUAAUGUUUUAUGUCCUCUAAAUCUAACCAGAUAGGACUUAAAAGAACUGAAAAAAGCGCUAUAUGCGAAACUACAGGCGUACUUUUAACAAGUGCAACAUUCGCGGGCUAGAUCUUGUGUCCAUUUGCUCAACAUAGCAUCAUCCCCUAAGGACAAAAUUAUAGUUAUUUUGUUUAUUGUGAUCUGUCUUUUGUUGAUGUCUUUUAUUUUUUAAAAGCGGCAGAGAAUAAACCGUUUAAAACGUUCCCUUGCUGUGAUAACCAGUUCCAAAAGGCAGCCACCAAUCCCUGCAACAAUAGACUCACACGACUUCAUACAAUCACUUUUUGUUUGUUUUUUUGCUUUGUGAGUUUUGGAUAACACGCAACAGAGUUGUUCUUUUUCCUGGUUUUUUUUAUUACUCUUGGAUUAUAAUGAAUUGCCUUAGUGAAGUCUAGAGGUAGCUUUGUUAUAAGGAGAGAACUGCAAGCUAUUCAACUUGAAAAAAGCAGCUUAAGUACCGGAUGUGCUUUUCAAAUCGCUUUCUCGAAGGCUUAACAUGGCUUUUUCUGUCAACCCAAUCUUGUUGUUUUCGCACAAGGCAUGUAAACUAUAACAUUUGCCUUCCUAUUGAGUACACAAAUCUUUUCAAAAAAGUACAAAGAAAAAAUCCGCUGCGUCAUUGCUUAUUCCUUCGAACAUGACUUGCAUUUCAAAUUAGUUUUGAUGAUUUCUUGACAUAAGUUUCAUUGGUUCUAUAUUCCAUUGACAACGUGCUUCUUCUUACGCCGAGGCUAUCAACGAGAUUUUUCAUAUUAAGAGGAUCAAGACUCUAAAAAACGUUAAACAGAUGUGAUUUGAUAAUUUUUAGCUCGGUGAGAAGGCACGGGCGGACCCUUUUGUUUUAUAAAAAAGAAAUUGCGUUUUCAACUGGAACAAAAACAGCAUUAAGUAAACUAUCACUUGUAGGAACACCGUAAAGCAGAGAGACACAGUCGGAGAAAAAAUCAUUAUAGCAUGUCUAUAGUGAUAACGAUAAAGAUAAAUUGAAAAAAACGGGAAAUGAGGUCUCUGAUUUCCUACUCUUUUCUGUAAUCUGAUUUUCCCUCUUUCUUUGUUUUGAUUAUUCUUUGAUUUUUUAAUUUGUGUUAUUAUUUCGAUAGGGUUAACUUUCGGAUACACUGAAAGGAUCUUUAGAACGAAGUUCAAACGUUGUUAGCAUUUUCCGAACGAAUAUUGAAAUGCGACUGAACUGUUCAAAUAUCAUUUUAGUCUUCCCAAGUGGCUAAUUCCGAGAUGCAUAUGUGACAUUAUUUUAUUACUGUCGUCAUUUUUACUUAGUUCUUUCUUGAAAAAGGGCCGUCCGGAACACAGAUUUUUUAAGCAAAAGUAGGAUAGAAACGCCGAAUGACACGAACAGUGAAAAUUACUUUUGCAAGAAACACUUGAACUGAGAGCUCUAUUAAAAAUACAAAUCAGUUUUAUCGUAACCUCUUGUUUGAACAAAUAUUUAUUUUCCAGCGUUGGGAUAUAUAAAUCACCUUCAAGUUUAUAUUGGCAAAGAAAUGAACAACCUAUAUAGAUUCCGUUUUACCCAAGAGAGAAUGUAAGAAAUUUAGGUUAUUCAAAAGGUUCUUAACUUAGCAAGAGGGGUCACUUCCUUAUUGUAUAUUAGCUUAUAUUUCAGCAAAUACAAAUCCUGUUAACCUCUGAGUUCAAUUUUUUUCUGCCAACUACACCACCCUGCCUGCUUACAAUUAGGAAGCUUAAGCAACUACGACGGCAGCGAGAACGGCAAAAAAACAAGAUGACAAUAACUUUGCACGUUCAUCACACUUUUUUUGCACAUUUGUUUCUCGUCGUUGCACAACCACGACGUAAAACUGCCUAAUUUCACGUUUUGUUUCUUCACGAUUUUCUAUCAUAGCUCUAAAUUCGUUUUUGAAACUUAGAUGAGCCGAGGCAGUCCUUUAGAAUUCAGCUCCAGAAACUAAAAUUCACCAACAUUUGACAAAUUGAACGCCAAGGAAUAAGUUAGAGCGAUGAAUUUUGAAACAGCGUGAAUUGGCUACUAACGUAGGAAUUCAAGUUCCAAAGACAAUGGAUCCAGAAUCCAGAACCUGGAAUCCUCGGAAUCCGCGACGUGGAAUCCAGGCCCCGGUUCCUGAAAGGCCGAUUAGAGCUAAUCCAGGAUAAAAAAUUUUGUUUUUUUUUAUUUACCUUCCUAUGCAUUAUCUAGCGUAAAAUUCUAUGCUAUCAUCACUGAAUCUCGGAGUAAAGACACAAAAGUAUUUUGUAAGGUCGAGUAAUAUGUCCUUAGACAAGAAAACCUUUCUUAAAAUUUGGCUUAAUCCUGGGUUAAACUUAACCAUCUUUCGAGGAACCGGUCCCUGAAUACAGGACUGGCUUGCAUUCCCUUACAUGGUGCGAUGGUUACAAUAAUGUUACCAGAAUAGGGUUGUUAGCGCUAUAAAGUUGUUUUAUAUUAGCGGCUUUUAAAGGAGCUGUGUAUUUGUAUUUUUGUAUUUUAUUUUUUACUCUAUCCUAUCGGAUAAUACAUCAGUGGUACAAUAUUAAUUAGCACAAGGUUGUUUAAACUACGUGUACACAAUAUUAUCAAGAAAAAAAUUUAGAAUGUAGAAGGGCACAUUAUAGCAAAACUAAUUAUGGCCCUUUAACAAGAUUGACUUUAUUCUAUUAUAGCUUUGUUAUUCAUUAAAACACAAACACGCACGUACGCACUGACAAACACGCACACAAGUCAAUAUUGAGCAAGAUAACAUUUUUUAAGUGCCUUUUUUAACACCAACAGGAACUCUUACACGAAAAACUAAAUUAUUUAAACACACAGAAAGACAACAAAUAACACUAAACCAGCCAGCUUCAAAAGUUCAAAACACAUCAUCAUUAUCAUCAUCAUCAUCGCUGACCGCUAUCUCAUGUAAUUUAGUAAAAUUCAGCUCAGUGUUAGAAAUGCCGGAACGUGGAAUUGCCUGAAACAUAUAAAAAAAAUUAUAAAAUAUAACCGCUUAAAACUGAUGAAGGAACAUUAAGUCAGCAUAGCAAACACAAAUGGAGGCACGGAUGGAACAAAAUUAAAGAGGGACUCAUGAUAAAAUGGAUUGUCGAAAUGUGUUUAAAAAUUCAGUGGGCAGCCUUUUACACUGAGUUGAUCUCUGCAGAUUUUUGUUUGUUUGUUUGCUAAGUCAGUUAUUUUUUUGUGAAUUUGAAUGAUACCAUUCGGACAUAUUCCUGAUUUGAUCAGUGCUUCCAAGAGCCAUAAUGGUGGUAGCCUGUGCCAGGCUCUCAGAUGGUAUAGUGGGAACGUAUUAAAACGAGCAAAGCGAAAAUAAGACGCGCACGACUUGGGAAAGGGGACGGUGGCGGCGGGAAAAAUGGGAGAGAGCCGCCCUGUCUCUCCCCAGCCCCCGCGCGUUUUUCGCAUUUCUUUUUACUGAACGACUUUUCACCGGGUCCACCAUCAUGUCGGAGCCUGGAACAGGCUAUAAUGGUGGCUCCUAAUCAGUGAUGUUGUUAGUUAAAGAGUAAUUUCAGUCGUCACCAACGUUUCCUGGGAAACUGGUGAUCGAUAAAUCUAAACGAAAUAAUCUUAACUGCCGCAACACAGCCCCUUCAAUUCAAUCCUUGGCGGCCUUAAACUUUACUUGUGACCAGUAUCUUAUUUGUCCUUAAAACACCUUUGCUUUAUCAAAAGCACAGGUCCUGAGAAUAAAAUAAAUGAUUAGUAAAGAGACAAGGUGCAAUUAACUUUAUUUUUACUAUGCAUAUAUUAGAGCUAAAUGAGUCAAAAUUAUUCUCCUCAAUGGAAAAAAAAAGGUCUGACUCUUUCAUACAUUAUUGCCUGCAGGUUUGGUCAGUUCUGUCGGUAUGGAGAUUAUUCAGCAAGCACCAUUUCUGCCAUUAACAAAGUCAUUAGUGGAAACCAUCGCGGCGCUGAAUGGAAUGCAGCUGGUCGCGACACAGGAGUCGAUUGCAGAAUAUCUGGCAAAAACCUAUCAGUACGUUCACAUGCCCAAAAUGAACGUGAUUCACGACUGCUUGGGGAUUCUCAUUAAAGAACGGCGGAUUUAUCACACAGGGAAUGGAUACUUUGUUUACACAGAGAGUCCGCCUGAGAAAACUGCAGACUCUACAAAGGAAAAACAGGAAAAUGACAAGAAAAAUGACGCGAAAGAUUCCAUUUGCAAGGACUCGAAUUCUGCCACGUGCGAGGCUACCUCCAAAAGGAAGACUGCUAAAACUGAUAAGGCAGCAAAGAAGAGGGUCAAAGGAAAAGAGAAUAGCAAGGCAAAUAGAGCCGGGAAGGAGACGGAAAAAGCUGACAGAAAAGAUUUAGUUGAUAGUGAGAGGUUGAAACGUGCGAUAGAUCAAAUGGAUGAAAAGUCCGCCAAACUCGAGCUCCCUAGUAAAGACGACAAAGCGAACAAGACUCCCAGUGAAACUACGAGCGAAAGCGGCGCCAGUGAAACCUCUACCAAAAAGGUUAAAAAGCAGAAAAAGGGCGUGCUUGAACAAUUAUCCUGUUUUAUUAAAGGAAAGUCGUUUCCAAAUUCAGACAUCGAGGAAGUGAAAGAGGAGCAGACGCCAAAAGAACCCUCCCCUCCCCCUCAAAGCAAGCCUACCCAGAAAACCGCGCCUCUCGCAGUCCAAGAGGACGUGUCACCUACUCUUUUGAGAGGUGUAGGGUUCCGACACCAACGAACUUUAUCAGCUCCUGCAGGAAGCCCCUCCUUACCGUUGAGAACUUUUAAACAGGAGCUGCAGAACUGCGGUGAAAGCCAAAUAAAAACUGAUGUCCCUAAUCCUAGGCAGCUUGCACGAAGCAAAUCUUUCGUCGCCGCGGAAAGACGUCCCAUUACACCCGCACCUUUCUUGCGAAGUAACUCAUUCUCUGCUCCGAGCACUAAAGCCGCGCGGCAGAUUUCUACUGAAAGCGGCCCUUACGUGACAUUGAACAGGCGCACGAGUAUGAAUUACGGAGACAUUAUUCGAAAUAUACCGGCCAGGCAGACAAUCCAUGUUUCAAGGCAAAUUUCGAGGAAUAUGGGAAUUGCCAGGCCUAUUCCUGGCAUGCCUCAACAGCAAACUCUUGCACGCAACAAUUCGAUGAAAAAUGAAGUACCCCAGAGGAAAGGCAGCUCAUUGUCACCUCCAAAUACCCCUAGAAAUCAUCUCUCGCCAUCCAGUACUCCUCGCUUAAAAGAAAAAUCGCAAGGACGUGUUCAUCCUCCGGUGAUGCGAAGCAAGUCUUUCACCGAGCCCAGGACGUUCAGGCCGGUAAAUCGUUCGAUUUCCCAUCGCGCAACGAUAGCUGGGCCUUAUUUCGAAUCUCCGCUGCAGCUGCUUUUGGCUAGGAGAACUAACGGGUAUAUAUCACCUCCGAGUCCCGGCGUGCGUGUUACAAUCCCCCCUAAAGGAAAGCAUUUUACCCCAGGGAAACAUCCAGCAAUGCCCAUUAAAAGGACUCCGCCCAGUUGCCCCUCGCGGAAACAGCCUGACAGCUCACCACGACCGCUCUUUCGGAAGCAAAACAUAAAUAUUUCACCAGAUAGAAAGGAAUGCACCUCCCCUGUAUGUUAUGAUACCAGUAAGAUAAAUAACAGAGUCGAAAACUGCAAAUGCAAUGGCGUCAAUAGUGUAAUUCAGAAACAGUUUACAGCCGUUUCCAAUCCAAAACACGGCUAUAAACAUGAAGACGUCAGCAACGAACAUAUCUGCAUUGAAGAAAUGACGUCAUCAGGAUCAGAAACAGAGGACAGUUACAGGGAGACUGUGGUUGAAAGUGAGAGCAAGUCACUGGGUGUGUACAAGAAGAUAACUGAAGACGGCGUCAACGAUAGCCUGACAUUUAUUGGAAUUAUCUAAUCAAGUGACAGCCGAGUUAUCAUGAAACAACGGGACUUUUGUUCGACCGCGGAUAACAUGGUCAACAAAGUUAGUUCUACCCUGUUGCACAUUAUCAAAAACCUUUAAGCUGCGGUGUCGGCAGCGGAAAGCUUAACUAACAGGGGCGGAUCCAGGAUUUUUUUUAGGAGGGGGUGCACUCGUCUCUUGCUCUACUUCAACACCAAUAAACCACAUAGUUUUUUUUUUUUGCAGAAUACCAGUUGUAUUAGAAAACCGCAGGUCAUUUCAGGGGGGGGGGGUGCUCACCCCCUGCACCCUCCCCCUAGAUCCGCCCCUGACUAAUAAAGUUAAUUUCGCGUUUUUUCAACCUCUGUCGGGUUUAUCCGACUCCUUCAAAUUAAUUGUUUGUAAAAUAUAAGUGACAUAUGAUUAUCUCGGAGUCAAACUCUUAAGGGUCGACCUGAUCCUGUUUACCGAGAGAACUGAGAAAUUCGUCGACUUUGGUACACGCUGAGAGGAGCCGGCUCCUGACACUGAUAAAUUUUAAGACUUUAUUACUACUCUCUAAAAAUCCAGCAAAUACUUAUCUGCGAUUGAGAGCAGCAUUUGUUUACGAACUGCUAGCAGUAGUUGUUGAUUAACGCGAGUGUUUAUAGCAAAAAUUCUUCUGCUGUAAAUUUGCCUUAAAGCGAACGUACAUGGAAACGUUGACAAAGCAAACGUUGCCCGGAAUUGCCAAGUUUACAUGGUGAUUUCAAUUGUUAACUGUAAAUAGUGAACAGAAAUAUUUAGAGUUGAGAUGAAUUUAUUAAUUUUUUAGUACAUAAAUAUGUAUUUGGGGAAAUGAUAUUUAGCUUUUUCAAGAAAAAGUUUGGAGCAUUUAUAUUUUUAUUUUUAUUUUAAUCAAAC